UUCUCUGCAACAGAUGGCCUUUAUCAAUUGAUUCUUUCUUGAGAUUCUCCUAUGCAAUUACUAUGCCUUUUAACAACCUUUAUAUAACGGUAUUGCGAUAUACCAUACCAAAUUUUUGGUAUACUGAAUUUUGGUACGGUAAGUAUAAGUAUUGAUAUUGGCCAUAACGAAGAAUUGGUAAUACCGGAAAGGUUACACCGUUGCUUUGAACAACGAUUUGAACAAUUUUGGUGUUGAUUGUGUUAUGAAAUUGUUUAUCUCGAACUUGUUUUGGAAGGAGAAGAAACAUAUUACCGUACGAAUUAUGAUCAUCAGAGCGUGAAUAUGAAACAUUCAACUCGAAAUCCUUAGUUAACACAUUAGUUUAGUAGUUCUUGAUUCUUGAGUUAGGGGUGUAUUACUAUGCAGUAAAGUAUGUUCUGAUGAUUGAUUUGGAUUCGUGAUAGUUGAUUCGCUGCUGAUCUUCGAAAAUAGGGAUAACGAGCUGCGGAUAUGCUGUGAUGCUGUCAACUGAAAGUAGUAAUAUGUUGGUGUAUGAACUUAGCCAGCUUAUUAGUCCCCUCUACUUCAAAAGCUAUCCGAAUCUCUCAAAGGGCCUUCAGCUCGAAUGGAGCAACCGAGCCAUGUCCACUUUUCACGCCAUGUACAUUGCCACCGUGUCGUUAUACUUCGUGUUGUGGUCGGAUCUUUUCAAAAAUGACCCACAGCGCGGCCCAAUCACUCUCCGCAGUUCCAUGGUCUCGAUUUCUGCUUUGGGGGUUUCCGUUGGCUAUUUCCUUUCGGAUCUCAGCAUGAUUCUAUGGCGAUAUCCUUCGUUAGGUGGGAUGGAGUAUGUAGUUCACCAUCUUCUCUCGUUGGGUAGCGUGGUCUACGCUAUGCUCACCGGUGAAGCACAAAUCUACACGUACAUGGUCUUAAUGUCCGAGGCAACCACGCCUUCUAUCAAUCUGAGAUGGUAUCUUGAUGCAGCUGGUAUGAAGAGGUCGAAGGUGUAUACCAUAAACGGGGUCUUGAUAUUCCUAGCAUGGCUCGUUGCUAGAAUUUUGCUCUUCAUCUACCUGUUUUGGCAUUCUUUCGUAUAUUACGACCAGGCGAGGCAGAUGCACAAGAUAGGCGCGGUGAUGGUGCACGUCGUCCCGUUGGUGCUGUCCGUGAUGAACUUGUAUUGGUUCAGCAAGAUCUUCAGGGGGAUGGUGAAAACGCUCAAGAGGGAAUGAAGAAAUCGUGUUUAUUUUAUGGGAGGCGUUGAAACAGCGCUUUCUCUAUGUAAGUUUAUUGUUGUUGUGAAUAUUUGGAGGAAGAAAAUCUGAAGCACUUUUACUUGAAUAGUUAGGAAAAAAAAAGCUUGUAUAGAUUUGUGCAGAUUCAUUUAGGUAGUACUAUUUGUUGCUCAAAAAUUGUGACUAGAUUGAAGAUGCAAUCAUUGUUUA
Molecule: messenger RNA, 1430 nt
Organism: Salvia hispanica
Lineage: Eukaryota; Viridiplantae; Streptophyta; Magnoliopsida; Lamiales; Lamiaceae
Source: RefSeq, a predicted model, not a curated record